AUGAAGGCUAAUAUCUUGGGGGGAAUAGUUGACCGGGAUGAAGUCGAUCGUCUGCGGAAGAGGUUCAUGAAGCUCGACAAGGAUAACUCGGGCACCAUCGAACGGGAAGAGUUCCUCAGUCUACCGCAGAUCUCAUCAAAUCCGCUAGCAACAAGAAUGAUAGCCAUCUUCGACGAGGACGGCGGCGGCGACGUCGACUUCCAGGAGUUUGUGUCCGGGCUGAGCGCCUUCUCGAGCAAGGGCAACAAGGAGCAGAAGCUGCGGUUCGCGUUCAAGGUGUACGACAUUGACCGGGACGGCUACAUCAGCAACGGCGAGCUGUUCAUCGUGCUCAAGAUGAUGGUGGGCAGCAACCUCAAGGACCAGCAGCUGCAGCAGAUUGUCGACAAGACCAUCAUGGAGGCGGACCUGGACAAGGACGGCAAGAUCAGCUUUGAGGAGUUCACCAAGAUGGUCGAGAACACGGACAUCAAUUCUGAGAACGUUACACAUUAG
Phaeoacremonium minimum UCRPA7 is the source of this 495-nucleotide messenger RNA. RefSeq names its product putative calcineurin subunit b protein. Lineage: Eukaryota; Fungi; Ascomycota; Sordariomycetes; Togniniales; Togniniaceae. Gene Ontology annotation, molecular function: calcium ion binding; calcium-dependent protein serine/threonine phosphatase regulator activity. Bases 1 to 495 code for a protein of 164 amino acids. The transcript has 4 exons. The record is from RefSeq and is a predicted model, not a curated record.